AUCGUCUCAGCCUCUCCGUUCUUGUAUUAUCUUGCAUUGCUUGUCGUGCUCUCAUUCACGCUGUCUCACGACUGCCCGACCUCCCACCGGCGUCUCUGCCUUCUCCACCGCCGUUAGCUUGGAUCUAGACAAUCCCUCACGACCCCAUCUACGACCUCUUAAGUAACGCAUCCGUCCUUCGGUAUCAAUGGAGAACCAACGCCAGGAUCCCGAGGAGUUCUAUGUCAAACAGGACCGAAUUGGCAAGGGGUCCUUUGGCGAGGUCUACAAAGGCUAUGACAAGCGUACCCAAAAGACCGUCGCGAUCAAGAUCAUAGAUCUUGAGAGUGCCGAGGACGAGAUUGAAGAUAUUCAGCAAGAGAUUCAAAUACUGUCCCAGCUCGAUUCACCGCAUGUCACCAAAUACCAUGGCUCAUACUUGAAGGGAUCCCACCUCUGGAUUGUCAUGGAAUACUGUUCAGGGGGUUCGUGCUCUGACUUGAUGAAACCGGGCGUGUUCCGCGAGGAGUAUAUUGCUAUCAUAGUCCGGGAACUCCUGAGGGGCUUAGAGUACCUUCACACUGAGGGAAAGCUCCAUCGAGACAUCAAAGCCGCGAACAUCUUGCUGUCGGCCAACGGUGACGUAAAGUUGGCGGACUUCGGUGUCUCGGGGCAGCUGUCGGGUACAUUGUCUGCGAAGAAGAAUACGUUUGUAGGGACGCCGUACUGGAUGUCACCAGAAGUUAUCAAGCAGAGCGGCUACGACCACAAAGCCGACAUCUGGAGUCUGGGUAUCACGGCGAUUGAACUGGCAAAAGGCGAACCGCCAUAUGCUGAGCUCCAUCCCAUGAAGGUCCUCUUCCUGAUCCCGAAGAACCCACCGCCGACGCUGGAAGGUCCAUUCACAAGGGCGUUCCGCGAGUUCGUAUCUUGCUGUCUGCAGCGUGACCCGAAGGACCGCCCAACUGCCCGGGAACUUCUCAAGCACAAAUUCAUUCGUAUGGCCAAGAAGACGAGCUACCUGACGGAACUCAUCGAACGCCACGAACGCUGGAAGGCUGAGGGCGGUGACAAGGUCGAGGAGGAAGAGCGGCAUCACGCUGAGGAGAUGAACGGCGGUUCAGACCCCGAGGAUCUUUGGGACUUCGGCACAGUACGCCAUGCCGGUACCGUGGGGCGCGGGCAGCCGAACCCGGUACAGGUCUCUGGUCCACCGCUCACCUGGGAGAUGAAUGGCAGGACACCAUCGGAGGAUUCUUCCAACUCUAGCUCUACCUUCACUGCCGGGCGGCGCGGGGUGUCAGAUACAUCUUCAGUCGCGACGAGUGUCAACACGAAGGGCGAGCUCCCUCCCCUGCCGCCGUCCGCGCCAGCUACCACGGCACAUAAACGAUUUGACCAGCAGGCGACCAUUCGACACGGGCCCAACGGGCUCAGCCGCGAGCCAUCAGACGAGGACGAUUACAAUGGUGAUUACGCGAGCCACCGCGAGGCCGAUGACGACUUGCCAGACACGACCAUGCUCGAUUCGGUUGUAUUACCAGCCAUUGCAUCGCUGUUCCCGCGGGUCUCAACGCAGGAGGCGCGGGUGGCGCUCAGCGCCCUGCAGCGCUCCUUCACGGACGCUGAACGCAUUAUACCGGGUGUCACCCUAGAGCUUAUCAACGAGAUCGUGGACUCGGUCGAGCGGGUGGACGAAGACCGAUGAGCCUUGUUGCCACAUCUGCGCUCGGUGCCCUGCGGACAAUCGGCCCUUAUCCAUACUUUGCCUCCCUGCUGUCCUUUGCUACUGCUCCUGGACGAUCAUCGGCCCUACCAGCUUCUCCUAUCCCCGGUCGUGCACGUCCCGUCAUCAUCCCCGCCGUUCCAUACACAUACCUAGCCAUGCACUGUUACUAAUCGUGCGACUGCAUGUAUUCCCACCACCGUCCCACCAUCCCCGUCUUGGCGCACCCUCUUGUCCGGCACUGCAGUACUACCGACGAUGUAUACCAUAGUUUUUUCC
Molecule: messenger RNA, 1984 nt
Organism: Trametes versicolor FP-101664 SS1
Lineage: Eukaryota; Fungi; Basidiomycota; Agaricomycetes; Polyporales; Polyporaceae
Product: Pkinase-domain-containing protein
Exons: 11
Coding region: 188-1687 (499 amino acids)
Biological process (GO): protein phosphorylation
Molecular function (GO): protein kinase activity; ATP binding
Source: RefSeq, a predicted model, not a curated record